ACCUCCUCUCAUUCCCUUCAACACUCACGUCCAAACCACCGCUCCUGUCAGCUCACAUUAACUUCUAUCUUAAAUCACAAGCUGUCUCUCACACACCGUCGAACUACAGACAGUAUUUAAAGAAAAAAAGGAGAGAAAACGUCUACCUCUCGGGAACACGUAUGAGAAUUGUGUGAAGUAGUAAACAGAUGGUUGAGAAACACGAGGAGACUGUGGCAAGCAUCACUUUCCUACUUGCUGGGAUAAAACCUGAAGUUUGCAGGUGAUCCUGUCCACAGCCUCCAGUCACAAGGUACAGUCACCAUCUCUCUCACAGUGUUCCUUCAUGCCUACACGUGUGAGCCUCCAGUCACAAGGUACAGUCACCAUCUCUCUCACAGUGUUCCUUCAUGCCUACACGUGUGAGCCUCCAGUCACAAGGUCGCAGCAGCAGCGGUGGACAUCGACGACAUGAAGACACUGACUGCUGUGGCUGCUGUGCUGACCGUGGCGUCAGCACGCGCGGGCUACCAUCACGCAGAUCAAAGAUCCGUUGGCAGUGGCGGAUGGUGCUCCACCCCGGGGGACUCCUGUGUGCCGCUGACCAGCUGUCCGGCCCUGCUCGCCCUCACUAAGGUUGCCACCAAGAAAGAUCUUCAAACGCUUCGGUUGGCUCAAUGCAGCAGUUACUCGUCUCAUGUCAUGGUGUGUUGCAACCCUUCAGCGCCUCCUGCUACUACUACCACACCUCCAACCACCACCACGAAACGCCCUAUGCAGCCCACUAAGCCCGCCCCAGUCCCGGGACCCGGAGGAGGAGAGGCCCUUCUGCCAGCAACCUGCGGCCAACCUAUCGCCACAGAGGGAGUUCGAAUCUACUUCGGGGAAAACGCUCACCUAGGCGCCUUCCCUUGGAUGGCCUUGCUUGGAUACCGAUCUAGUACUGGGGACCUAGGCUGGUUGUGUGGAGGAGUCCUCAUCACUAGCCAAUACGUCCUAACGGCCGGACACUGUGUUAGUCCGCAGUUCACCUCCAACAGGACUUUGGUGACCAUCCGCAUUGGCGAACAUGACCUGACCAAGGAGCCGGACUGUGAGGUCAGGUGUGCCCCGCCCACGCAGAACCUGGCGCCAGGCGCCAUCAUCGUCCACCCGACCUUCAACAAGCGGGGCGCCGUCAGCGAUGACAUUGCUCUCAUCAAACUGGAGAGACAUGUUCAGUUUACAGACUAUGUUCAACCUAUCUGCCUGCCUGCCGCUGGCCAAGCCCCGCCCUCGCAGGCUGUUGUGGCUGGCUGGGGAGAGACCCAGAACGGAAGCCAAUCAGACGUGCUGCAGAGGGUGGUGCUGCCGCUAGCCAGCGUGGAGGUGUGUAACCCACACUAUAAGAACGCGCUCCUCGCCGAACAGAUAUGUUUUGGAGGAGCCAGUAUGAUGGAUUCUUGCUUCGGGGAUUCCGGAGGUCCACUCUUCAGCACCUCAACCAAACCCAACCUUCUGGUUGGCAUAGUGUCCUACGGCAGCCCAACGUGUGGUGUGGUGGGGGUCCCAGGCGUCUAUACCAAGGUCUCCGCCUACAGGAGCUGGAUUAUCAGCAACCUAACACCAUAACUGGCCACCAUAGCGAACACCACGGUACAUGACAUCAUAUCUGGCCACCAUACUGAGCAUCACGGUACAUGACAUUAUAUCUGGCCACCAUACUGAGCAUCACGGUACAUGACAUUAUAUCUGGCCACCAUACUGAGCAUCACGGUACAUGACAUUAUAUCUGGCCACCAUACUGAGCAUCACGGUACAUGACAUUAUAUCUGGCCACCAUACUGAGCAUCACGGUACAUGACAUUAUAUCUGGCCACCAUACUGAGCAUCACGGUACAUGACAUUAUAUCUGGCCACCAUACUGAGCAUCACGGUACAUGACAUUAUAUCUGGCCACCAUACUGAGCAUCACGGUACAUGACAUUAUAUCUGGCCACCAUACUGAGCAUCACGGUAUAUGACAUCACAGUAAACCAGGCCUGAACAGAGCGACUACAAGACGUGUACAAACUGAGAGCAGUUCUUAAGAGCAAGAGCAGGUCAUCUUAGGGAUGCUGAGGUACGGGUGUUGCAGGGCUCUCAACCCUAACACACACACACACACACACACACACACACACACACACACACACACACACACACACACACACACACACACACACACACACACACACACACACACACACACACACACAAGGUAAUAUUAACCUGUAUGUUGAGUGUCAACACGGGACCAUUAAUUAUCAUUACAAUAAAAAUUAUCAUCGCCAA
Messenger RNA from Procambarus clarkii (red swamp crayfish), 2292 nucleotides. Its product is annotated as trypsin-1. Gene Ontology annotation, molecular function: serine-type endopeptidase activity. The record is from RefSeq and is a predicted model, not a curated record. Lineage: Eukaryota; Metazoa; Arthropoda; Malacostraca; Decapoda; Cambaridae. Gene Ontology annotation, biological process: proteolysis.